UCCCCCCACAUCCGCCGUCUGCCGCACCGCGCACGACGCAUCGUUUUCUUUCAUAACGGAGUGCAUAGAAGACGCCAUUUUGAAGAAGCAACCUCUUUUGUGUUCUACUGCUAAAUAAGUAUUUUUGUAGUUGUGGUGUUAAAUUUCGUUUGUAGUGUCUCUUAAAACCGUAAAAAUUGAGUCGGAAACUAAAAUGCCGGGCGCCGGUACUUUCAAAAUCUUCGUCGGGAAUCUAUCCGAUAAAACAACGGACGCCGAUCUUAGACCGCUAUUCGAGAAAUACGGUACGGUCGUAGAAUGCGAUAUCGUCAGAAAUUACGGUUUCGUGCACAUGGAAAACGAGCAAGUCGGCCGCGAAGCAAUUCAAAACUUAAACGGCGAGUUAGUACAUGGUCAGGCGAUUAAAAUAGAGGCGGCCAAGAGCCGAAAGGCGCCGUCGACGCCGACCACGAAAAUAUUCGUCGGUAACCUAACGGACAAGACGCGCGCGCCGGAGGUCCGCGAGCUGUUUCAGAAGUUCGGCACGGUGGUAGAGUGCGAUAUCGUGCGUAACUACGGCUUCGUGCACUUGGACGCGACGGGCGACGUGAACGAGGCUAUCAAAGAGCUGAACGGUAUGAUGGUGGACGGCCAGCCCAUGAAGGUGCAGCUGUCGACAAGCCGCGUCCGCCAGCGGCCUGGCAUGGGCGACCCGGAGCAAUGCUACCGGUGCGGUCGCGGCGGCCACUGGUCCAAGGAGUGCCCCAAGGCGCUGGGCCCAGACCGCAACGGUUUCCGCGAUCGAGCUUUCGGCCGCGACCCCUACCCCCCGCCGCCGCCGCCGCCCUUCCUCCGCGAUCGCAUGAUGGGAGGAUUCGGGGAUCCAUAUGAUGGGUACUACGACCGUGCGAGGUUUGAUUCGCCCAGGGAACUGUUUGAGAGGAGAUAUCCAGUGGGCACUUCCCGGGGACUAGAGCUGGGAACGUCGCGAGGUGCGCGAGGCGACUUCGUGUCACCCCCGCUCCGGCGCGAGCCAAUGCCCCCCAUGCCCAGUCUGCCGCCGCUACGCAGCAGUAUGGGCUCCAUGAGAUCCUCAUAUGACACAAUGUUCAGCCGCAGGAGUCCACCUCGAGGGCCACAGAUGUCCCGAGGUAUGUAUGAAGAUUUUAGCAGAGACACAUUUGAUGACAGAAGACCGGGUCUUCGAGGUCCCUCCCCCUCCAGGAGAUACGCGCCUUACUAGAUAUUUGUGGUCAAUGUACUAAUGUGAUGACAAUUGACUGUCCGCUGAAUCAUUGAGUUGUUAUUGGGACAAUAAUUUGUAAGGAUGAAUGCGAGUGACUUAUAUGCAAUCUAAUAUUAGAAUUAAAUAUAUGGUUAAAUAGACUGCUAACUUGAAGUAAUGUAAAUAACUAAAAUAAAUCUCAUUUUAAGUAA
Molecule: messenger RNA, 1416 nt
Organism: Papilio xuthus (Asian swallowtail)
Lineage: Eukaryota; Metazoa; Arthropoda; Insecta; Lepidoptera; Papilionidae
Source: RefSeq, a predicted model, not a curated record